Acanthoscelides obtectus is the source of this 3806-nucleotide messenger RNA. The record is from the annotation of a GenBank genome assembly. Lineage: Eukaryota; Metazoa; Arthropoda; Insecta; Coleoptera; Chrysomelidae.
AAAAUUUUAUUAAAAUAAAACCAUUUAAACUGGGUGUUCGGAUUUAUAUGUCACUUAGUAUAUGUACUAAUAAGAGCGUUGAAUACCAGACAUAACCGCUCCUAUCCCCCACAACCUCCAAAGCCCAAUUUUUAAACCUUAUUUUUUUUCCGAAAAUUAUCAGGAGCCUCUGAAAGUAUGUGUCUACGAGUACUAAUCAGACACCGUGAGCUGCGCCAAUCCGUCCCAAAUGAUUUUUUCUCUUGGCUUUGCAUGUUGUGGUUGUCCGUAGGUGGCAAACGAUCUUGGACUGUCUAUCGUGGAGGUACCACCCAGCGGAUCUCUAAGACGGGGCCGGGAUGUGAGCAUAUUGGAUGCACAUGUGUUGCAUCGCUAGAGUCCGUAUCGGUCAAAAGAUGUUAUUGUCGUAUACAUACAACAAAAAUAUCUCAUUUUUGAGAUUCUUCGCGAUUUCAUUACUUCAUCGCCAGUGGCGUACGAAUGACAAAUAACAGUAAAGUGCAAAUAACAAAUAUGUUAUCAUCUGAGAAUUUCCAAUAUUCAACCAACUUUUUUGACUAAUAGGCAUAGUGAUCAUACUUAAUUCUCUUACACUACAGAGUGUCAGUCAGCUGUGAGAACGUGUUUUCAAUAAAAUUCAGGUUUUCGUAUGAUUUGUAUAUGCGUUUCUCACCAUAAAUUAAUAUUGAGUGGGAUGAGAUGCUCAAUUGCUCAAAAAUUUUAUUUGUAGAAAUUCUAAGGAAUUAACGGAAUACCAAUUUUUCAACAAAAAAAAAUAAAUGUUGAUAAUCUCGAAAACUAUAAGACUUUUAAUAAGAAGUGACUUAUUCGCAGCUGCAGGAUUAUCCUUCACUUUUUUGACAACCUGUAUAUGUUUUUUUCUGGGUUAUAUUAGUUCCAUAAUUCCAGCAGCUUCCUUUAUUUGCUAUGUUGGUUAUAUUAAUAAUUUCAGGACAACUACAUCACCCUAUUGAAGGAGCUAAGAGCUACGCUUCAGCCUCGUGGCUACCUUUUGUCAGCUGCAGUGGCUGGAGGUAUUGAAAGGAUUAAUUCUGGAUACAAAGUAAAAGAAGUUUCAGAGUAAGUGCGAAUAGCUUCAUACCAAAAUAGUAAAAAGAGGAAACAAAAAUACGCAUUUUUUUAUAUCUACGCUGAAUCCAAAUAAAAUUGACUCUACCUUAUUUGACGCUUCGGCAUGAAUACCAACUGUUCCAAAACCGUUAUACCAUAUACGCUUCGAUUAGUAUCAUUUCGGAACUACAGCUCUCGAUUAUACUCAUUGUAGAAUUGGGGUAUCGGUACUGAUUACAAAUAAUUCUCAACUGCCCUACCUUAGUGCCAUUAAAGAAUACCUGGAGAUUUUAUAACAAUGAAAACGUCGCAAAGGGCUGAUGAUACUGAUAAUCGAUAUCUAAGGCAAUUUAAUUUAUUCUCACAACUGGUCCAUUUUCCACUCGCUUGCCAAAUUGACCCAUGUACUUAAAGGUACAAUCACAGUCUUUAAUAUAUUCCAAGUUUCAUUGAAAUAUGUAUUUCAUCGACCUUAGGGGUGUUUUUGAACACAAUUGAAUCAGUCUUUUAAAAAAGCACUUUUAUUUUUCCAACAUGCUUUCUGGAUAUUAAUGCAUGUAAGUCAAUACAUUCCUUAGAUUUCAAAGAAUACAUUUAGCCUAAAAGGUCCUCUAAAACUAGGGAGGCGCAAGUAAUAUACAUGACUUUGUAGCCUUCUUUUAGUACCAAAUAACUAUUGUUUUCAAAAACAUGAAUCUCACGGCUUCGUAGCUGUCUAGAAUGUAUAAAAGUAAACAGUAUCAGGUAAGACUUGUGUAAGUAAUAAAGUGGAUAUAGCGUUAUUUCGUGCAUGGAAGAGUUGUGUGAAAUGGGGAAGAGAUUACAAUUUCAUAAUACUAAGGUACUGCUACCAAGGUAUUUUCUGCUUGUGCAUUGCUAUGUGUCUAUGGGAUAGAAAGAUUGCUAUGCCAGCGGUCAAUAGCUCAACGGUUGAAGAGACCCAGAAUGGAGCGUUGGAUGUCCACAGCUCAAAUAGCGAUGUAAUUAGAAAAUUUUAGUAUUUUUAAAUGAACUUGAAUGAUAAAAAUUAUCCGUCUUUUCAGAAAUAAAGCUUUGUUGUUUAAUGUUAUUUAAUAGGCAAUUGCAAAGUGUACUUUUGCUAAUUAGCAAUUGCAUUAAUUACAAUAUUUGAAUAUUGUAAUUGGCGAUUAUUAGAAGAAGGUCAUUAAUACAUAUAGGUAUGUACCGCUCUUACAUCGCAAAGUUCUAUUAUCUUGUUGUCAACUUUCAGGCGCACAGUAAGUAACCGAGUCUCAAAAUCGCACUCUAACUGCAUAUUUCUCAGAACUUCACCGUUUUAUACGUAAUGUUCCAUGUAAAAUGAACGGCAUGAUAAUUUUUCAUAAUCAUUUAUAAAUAUAACCGACCCCUUCUGGACAGAAAAUUAAAUUUUCCCCUGUACUUACAUGUACCGCUCUCAAGUGACGGCAUAGUGCUAGAAGUUAUUUUUUCAUGUAGUACUAUCGUUCUGAGUAGGUUUCCUGCUGUAUCACAUGACCCCCCAUUUUUGCCCACAGCUAUUAUGGCAAAAUAUCACACUGGCCGGCAGGGCGACUGGGCCGCUACACUAUGAACCGUUGUUGUGGCAACGUUGUGCUCUGAAACGCGAUGAGUACGUGUGUUCAAGGGAUAGUGGGCAAGGCGUAUCAUUUUAUCAUGAAUUUGUUCAUUGCACUGCCACCUUGUGGAUUAUGGUCUUUCAGGGGACUUCUUGAUAUGAUAAACGUAAUGACAUAUGAUUAUCACGGAUAUUUUGAGAACUACGUAGGGCACGGUGCACCAUUGUACGCAUCACAUUACGACGUUGGACCAAUUAAUGUAACAUUGAACGUUGCAUCUGGAAUAGAGCACUGGCUAAAACUGGGCGCUGAUUCAACAAAAGUUAACCUGGGAGUAGCAACGUACGGAAGAAGUUUCACCUUAGCGGACCUCAAUAACAGAAAACCUUAUGCACCCAUCACAGGAGGUGGAUUAGCUGGACCUUACAUGAGGCAAGAAGGCUUCCUUGGAUAUAAUGAGAUCUGUGAACUGCACUCUGACUGGACAUACGAGUGGGACGAUGAAAUGAAAGUACCAUUCAGAUACAAAAGUGACCAACUGGUGGGAUAUGACGACGUUAGGUCCAUGACAGAAAAAGUCUUGUACGCCAAUUCAAAGAAGCUUGGAGGGAUUAUGCUUUGGUCCUUGGACACAGAUGAUUUCAGGGGACUAUGUGGUCGAGCGUAUCCUCUACUUAAGACUAUUAAGGAAAAUCUCAAGUGAAACAGCUUAUGAAAUGUAUACGGUUGAAGUUUUGUAUUAUGUAGUUUAAGUGGCUUUUAAAAAUAUACUAAAUCCUUAGUAAGCUGUCUUUUAGCAUCAUUUUCUAUGCAAUGCUGGCCAUAGACCUUUACUCUGGUCGAGUUCAAUGUGUGCGAGAGAAGCGUGCAAUGCGUAUGUUUGGAAGAGAGCUCCAGACAAGUAUAGUCACCAUGUUACCUGGUAACGACAGUGACGAACGUCACGGAGCGCUGUUUGGCGCACUCUUUCUAACAGACGUUUAGCACAAUUCCCCCUCUCUGUCUCUCUCUCUCGCGUACACAUUGAGAUCGAUCACGGAAAAGAUAUGUGGCCAGCAUUGUAUAGAAUCACAGAGGACUGAACGACCUGUACUCUGUAGUGGAGGAAUAAUAUUUUAUGUGUCUUGCCAGUAUUGUUUAUAUAGGUGCACCUAUUACAACGAGUCGAUAUCGAUG